AUGGAGGACCCCCAGGCAAAAAAGAGUGUUACAGCUUCGGAUGCAGAAGAUUUCGUCCAAAGGGUACUCGAAAAGAACGGUGUACCUUCGUCAAAUGCCUCUAUAGUAGCCAAAUGUCUCGUGGAAGCUGAUCUCCGCGGGGUUGAUACCCAUGGGAUAAACAGAAUCCCAUCAUACAUAGAACGCAUUCGCCAGGGGGUUCUGGACCCAAAGGCAUCUCCAUCGUUAAGCCAAGUUACUCCUGUGGUUGCCCGCAUUGACGGACACAAUGCAUUUGGCUUCAUCUCUGCCACGAUGGCGAUGGGCCGUGCUAUCGAGAUGGCCAAAGAGUAUGGCAUCGGCAUGGUCUCGGUCCAUAACUCAAACCACUUUGGAAUGUCUGCAUCGUUCGUCCGGCAAGCUGUGGAUGCAAAUAUGAUGAGCUUUGUUUUUACAAAUUCUUCACCUGCUCUGCCGGUCUGGGGUGGAAAGGAGAAGCUGAUGGGCGUAUCUCCAAUAGCAUGCGGAGCACCCUCUGGCCCGAACUCUCCUCCGUUUAUUUUGGACAUGGCACCCUCUGUCGCAGCCAGAGGAAAGAUAUACAAAGCUCAUCGCAGAGGGGAGACUAUACCUGAGGGCUGGGCGUUGGACGCGAACGGCUCGCACACUACCGACCCAGCUGCUGCUCUCCAGGGAGUAAUGCUACCGAUGGGUGGUCCCAAGGGUUCGGCUCUCUCUAUAAUGAUGGACGUCUUCUCUGGCGUGCUUUCCGGGUCUUCGUUUGCUGGAAAUGUCACUGGCCCAUACGAUCCAUCGAAACCGGCUGGCGUGGGACAUUUCAUCAUGGCCUUGAAGCCUGAUUUGUUUCUGUCUCUAGACGAGUUCAAGGAAAGGAUGGACUACCUUUAUCAGCGCGUCGUGGGCUGUGAGAAGAUGCAAGGUGUUGAAAGAAUAUACUACCCUGGUGAAAUUGAGAUCAUCACCUCAAAAGAGCGGGCUAGGGACGGCAUCCCAUAUGCCCAGGCAGAGAUCGAUGCUUUGAACAAAGAGGCGGACUUAGUAGGCACUGGUCACAUUGUAACGAAGGGGUAG
This is a messenger RNA of Microsporum canis CBS 113480, 1071 nucleotides long. Its product is annotated as malate dehydrogenase. The record is from RefSeq and is a predicted model, not a curated record. Lineage: Eukaryota; Fungi; Ascomycota; Eurotiomycetes; Onygenales; Arthrodermataceae. Bases 1 to 1071 code for a protein of 356 amino acids. Gene Ontology annotation, molecular function: oxidoreductase activity. The transcript has a single exon.